UUGUCGUUGUUGAGUUUCUUGAUAGCAUUUCAUUCAAGAAUGUACUAUUUUUGAUCACCAAAUACGAUAGAUUAAUAGAUCUACGGAUUGUACCGAUACUUUUCACAGAAGGAAUUAUUAUUUGUAAUUACGAUGGCGUUGGAAGAAUGCAGAACUGAGGCAAGCAUUGGAAUAGAAUUUUCGGAAAGCGACCAUGAUUCGACUAUAGGCGAAAACACGAAUUCCACUUCAGUAAAGACUGCUGCUCAGGGUGAUAGUUGUUCACCGUCUGAGAAGCGGAAACGGAAACGCAUUUCACCGCACUCGACACCAAAAGUAGCAGAAGGGUUUGGAGAUAGCAAAGCUGGAGAGCUUUUGAAAAAGAUCCCAGAACUUGAAGAUGUAUUCACCUUACUUUCAAAAGUGGGAGAAGGUACCUUUAGUAAUGUCUACUUGGCAAAAAUGAAUAGAAUACCAGAUGAAUUAUGUGCACUGAAACAUAUCAUACCUACAAGUGGCCCAGGAAGAAUUGAAAAUGAAUUGAAAUGCCUUCAGGAUAUUGGAGGUACUGACAAUGUGAUUGGAGUUCUAUCAACUUUGCGAAGGGAUGACAACAUAGUUUUUGUUUUACCUUACUUUCCACAUCAGAGUUUUCAGGAGUAUUUUCUUGAAAUGAGUAUGUGUGAAAUCAAGGAUUACAUGAGAAACUUAUUCAUUGCCUUGCAAAGAGUUCAUUCUUUUGAAGUCAUUCACAGAGAUGUGAAACCAAGCAACUUUCUUUACUGUAGAGAUACAGGGAGAUACAGACUUGUAGAUUUUGGCCUUGCUAUGAAGGUACCUGGGAGUUCUAAUUCUCUUCUAGACUCUCCAAAAGAACAAUUGAAGAAACCGAAACGAGGCCACCAUCAAUCUCCCAAGAACACAACUCAGCCCAGACGUCGUAGCUCACGUUUGUCCCCUCAAACUGACAACAAGGACCAGCCAGCAAGUAAAGUUGCCGAGGAAGGUGUACUAAAGCCACGUUGUGUAAACUCAGCCAAUUGGCAGUUUACCCAUCAGACGAGAGACUUUAAAGUUCCAGCCAAAAAUGCAACGUCAAAUUUAAGAAGAACUUCCAAUGAGAAUUCAAAAUCUAAGGAGGUUUCAUUCAAGGCAGUACAAGUGUUGUGUCCCCUGCGACAUGGCCCCAAAGAGGUUUGCACUGUUUGUAUGGCAAGGGGUCAUCAAAACACUCCACGCGCCGGUACACCAGGAUUUCGCUCCCCUGAAGUAUUACUCAAAUACCCUCACCAGUCCACGGCCGUGGACAUUUGGUCAGCAGGGGUCAUAUUUCUUUCCAUACUUAGCGGUAGAUACCCUUUUUUUAGAGCGUACGACGACAUGACCAGCUUGGCACAAAUUAUGACUUUGUGUGGAACCGAUGCUGCCACAAGAGCAGCUUUCAAAUUGGGCAAGGAUCUUCAUUGUAGCGCCGAAAGUCCAUGUGGAAACCUUAAAAUACUUUGCACAAGACUGCGCAGUCGCGCUAGCAAAGAGCCAACCGUGAAAUGCUGUGUGAAACAGUGUAGUCGAGCAGACACGGACCAAUCAGCUCCUGCAAAGCGCCGUAAAAGAAGAUCGACUUCUCCGUCAAGCUCUCAAACAGAAACACCCGUGGCUUCAAAUCUGUGGCAUCGUCGCUGUAAGAUAUGUCAAAAACAAAAUCCAUAUUGUUGUAUAUCGAUUGAAACUGACAAAGAAUUCACUGUUAAAACUAGUGAGCAAUCGGACGUUUUUCGGCCCAUGCAUGUCGACGGCAGUGAAUGUGACUGUACCUGUUGUAAAUGUUGUUGGACGAUUGAAGACACUGCAUAUGAGCUUUUGGAGAGAUGCCUUGAUCUUAACCCGCAUACUCGUAUCACUGCAGGGGAAGCUUUGGAGCAUCCCUUCUUGAGGGAUUGAUCGUAUUUUUUAGCGCAUCCGAAGAAUAGCUAUCUGUGCGACAAUUUGCUAAAGUAAUUAUGCCUGAGUACGUUUCUUUUCACCUACUUGCACUCACACAUCUACUGCCAAAUGUAAACUGAUCACUUAAAGGUUUUAUGAACUUGUAUCAUGCGCUGCACGCCAACACUCAUGCGCUGUCCGCAACAGAAAAUGUCACCGGAAGUUAUAUUUGUAGAAACUCUGACAUAAGCGAGACUAAAAACCCUGUCUCAAGUGGCUGUGUGCUAUUGCAACAGCAAAGCGCUUUUAUUUUGCUAUUAUCCCAUGUACAGUCGCACAAGAACAGGUCAUAAAAUAAGCGAAAAGUUUCGAAUCGAAAUUUAAAUAUGAAUUUUUAAACUAAAGUGAAAGAUUAUAUUCAUACACAUGUACAGUAUUCAUUUUAACAAUAACCCACUACGUGUACGUAAACUUCACAAGGAUUCAUUCGUAAAUUAUAUCUGCUUUCCAAGAUUCUUACGCAAGAGAGAGUGUGAUGUUAACACAAGAACUUUAUUGGUUAUAAUAAGCGAGAAAUUAUGGAUUGUGAAAGAGAAGGUAUAGUUGAACAAGGACAAUUUUAGUGCGAAUGGUUUACUCUACUGUAAAGACAAUGUAUAUAAAU
Molecule: messenger RNA, 2566 nt
Organism: Pocillopora verrucosa
Lineage: Eukaryota; Metazoa; Cnidaria; Anthozoa; Scleractinia; Pocilloporidae
Product: cell division cycle 7-related protein kinase
Biological process (GO): mitotic DNA damage checkpoint signaling; protein phosphorylation
Cellular component (GO): nucleus
Molecular function (GO): ATP binding; protein serine/threonine kinase activity
Source: RefSeq, a predicted model, not a curated record